This is a messenger RNA of Spea bombifrons (plains spadefoot toad), 2677 nucleotides long. RefSeq names its product protein transport protein Sec23A. Gene Ontology annotation, biological process: COPII-coated vesicle budding; endoplasmic reticulum to Golgi vesicle-mediated transport; COPII-coated vesicle cargo loading. NCBI's taxonomy places the organism in Eukaryota, Metazoa, Chordata, Amphibia, Anura, Pelobatidae. The transcript is spliced from 20 exons. The record is from RefSeq and is a predicted model, not a curated record. Gene Ontology annotation, cellular component: COPII vesicle coat; endoplasmic reticulum exit site. Gene Ontology annotation, molecular function: zinc ion binding; GTPase activator activity. The coding region runs from base 168 to 2465 and encodes 765 amino acids.
CGCAAUAGGCGCUGACAGCCGUGAAUAGAUGUGGAGGGUGAGUGGGACAUUGGGUUGUGGAUAAACAAGACGAGUGUGAGUGGACUUAAUCUAGCUGGUGACGUUUCUCAUUCCCUCUAAUUGAAUAUUAAACGUCACAUUUUAAGGAAGAGUUGGAACAUCUAACAAUGACGACCUUCCUGGAGUUUAUUCAGCAGAAUGAAGACAGAGAUGGUGUACGAUUCAGUUGGAAUGUUUGGCCAUCAAGCCGCCUGGAAGCCACUCGAAUGGUGGUCCCGGUAGCCUCUCUAUUCACACCACUAAAAGAAAGGCCUGACCUACCCCCUAUACAGUAUGAACCAGUGCUCUGCAGCAGGACAACAUGUAGGGCAGUGCUGAAUCCUUUGUGCCAAGUGGAUUAUCGAGCAAAACUUUGGGCUUGCAACUUUUGCUACCAGCGAAAUCAGUUCCCACCUACAUACGCUGGUAUUUCUGAAGUGAAUCAACCCGCCGAGCUCCUGCCGCAGUUUUCCAGCAUUGAAUAUGUUGUCCAGAGAGGUCCCCACAUGCCAUUGAUCUUUCUUUACGUGGUGGAUACUUGCAUGGAAGAUGACGACUUACAGGCUUUGAAGGAGUCAAUGCAGAUGUCUCUCAGCUUGCUGCCACCUACAGCCCUGGUGGGGUUGAUCACUUUUGGACGGAUGGUUCAUGUGCACGAAUUGGGUUGUGAAGGCAUCUCCAAAAGCUAUGUUUUCCGAGGGACCAAGGAUGUGUCUGCGAAACAGCUCCAGGAAAUGUUGUCACUUACAAAACCAGCUGCUACUCAGGUAGGACGUGGGCCGCAAGUUCAGCAACCUCCACCUUCCAACAGAUUCUUGCAGCCAGUACAAAACAUAGACAUGAAUCUCACUGACCUGUUGGGAGAGCUGCAGCGGGACCCCUGGCCAGUCACACAAAGCAAGAGACCUCUGAGAUCGUCAGGAGCUGCUCUUUCCAUAGCUGUUGGGCUUCUCGAGUGUACCUUUCCGAACACUGGUGCUCGGAUUAUGAUGUUUAUUGGAGGUCCAGCCACACAAGGUCCUGGCAUGGUAGUGGGAGAUGAGCUAAAGACACCUAUCCGUUCCUGGCACGACAUUGAAAAAGACAAUGCUAAAUAUGUCAAAAAAGCAACCAAGCAUUUCGAAGCACUUGCAAACCGUGCUGCUGUGUCCGGCCAUGUGAUUGACAUCUACGCUUGCGCGCUGGAUCAGACUGGGCUCUUGGAAAUGAAAUGCUGCACAAAUCUUACAGGUGGGUACAUGGUGAUGGGAGACUCCUUCAACACCUCCCUUUUCAAACAAACAUUUCAGAGGGUAUUUACCAAGGAGGCACAGGGCCAAUUCAAGAUGGCGUUUGGCGGCACCUUAGAAAUUAAGACCUCAAGAGAACUGAAGAUUUCGGGAGCUAUUGGGCCUUGUGUGUCUCUCAAUGCCAAGGGACCAUGUGUAUCUGAAAAUGAGAUCGGUACCGGUGGAACUUGUCAGUGGAAAAUCUGUGGGCUCAGUACAUCCACAACCCUUGCUGUAUAUUUUGAGGUCGUCAACCAGCACAAUGCUCCCAUUCCACAAGGGGGACGUGGUGCAAUCCAGUUUGUGACACAGUACCAACACUCCAGCGGACAGAGACGGAUCCGUGUAACCACCAUUGCAAGAAACUGGGCCGAUGCUCAGACACAGAUCCAAAACAUCGCAGCGUCUUUUGAUCAAGAAGCCGCAGCUAUACUCAUGGCCAGGCUGGCGGUGUACAGGGCGGAAACCGAAGAAGGUCCUGAUGUCCUAAGGUGGCUGGACAGGCAGCUCAUUCGACUGUGUCAGAAAUUUGGAGAAUACCACAAGGAUGACCCCAACUCUUUCCGGUUUUCAGAGACUUUUUCUCUCUACCCGCAAUUUAUGUUCCAUUUGAGGAGAUCCCCGUUCCUUCAAGUUUUUAAUAACAGUCCGGAUGAAAGUUCCUAUUACAGACAUCACUUCAUGCGUCAAGAUCUCACCCAGUCCUUGAUAAUGAUACAGCCUAUUCUGUAUUCCUACUCCUUUAGCGGACCACCAGAGCCUGUGUUGCUAGACAGCAGCAGUAUUCUCCCUGAUAGGAUCCUCUUGAUGGACACAUUUUUCCAGAUUCUUAUUUAUCAUGGCGAGACUAUUGCCCAGUGGAGAAAGGCCGGCUAUCAAGACAUGCCAGAAUACGACAAUUUCCGUCACCUAUUGCAGGCCCCGCUGGAUGAUGGGCAGGAGAUUCUCCAGUCGCGCUUCCCAAUGCCUCGCUACGUAGACACCGAGCACGGAGGCAGUCAGGCUCGUUUCCUGCUUUCUAAAGUGAAUCCAUCCCAGACCCAUAACAACAUGUAUGGAUGGGGACAGGAGUCUGGAGCGCCCAUUCUUACAGAUGAUGUCAGCCUUCAAGUUUUUAUGGAUCAUCUGAAGAAAUUAGCGGUUUCCAGCGCUGCUUAAUCGCUUACACCAUGUGACCUGGGCACGACACUUUAUCCAGCAUGCUGCUGCUUCUCCCGUCUCCUUCAGGUUGUCAUUGGGCCCCGUUUUGAGCACAUAGGACUGGAUAUAACUGCUUUGGACGCAGCAGAAAUUACGGUCUUGCCCUAUAGAUAUUAGAGCAAAUUUAUCACAAUAAGGAUUUUUAAGUGUUUGGAGCAAAAAGAACAAAA